AUGCUAUUUUGCAAUGGAGCACGUGCGCUUUUUUCUGUGAUUCACAUUCUGAUUCUUUACUCCGGAUUAUUUCUCGAGCAUGCAUACCUGAAAUCGUGUGUGUUCCACAAGCAAUCCUAUUUGAGUUUCUUCUUUUAUGGAAAUCGAUACUUGAUUUUCCGAAAUCUGGUUGUGGCUCCCAUUUUAGAGGAGAUAAUCUUUCGUGGAAAUGCACUUUCCUUGAUGCUUAGCACUGGCUAUACACCUCGCCACGCAAUUCUGGUAACCUCGUUUACAUUUGGAGCCUGUUUCUCUCUGCCAUAUUCAUCGGGUCAUUAUCCAGUGUUCAUGUUUCUGUAUACCUCCCUUUUUGGCAUUCUUGUGUCGUAUGUGUAUCUACGCACAGACAAUCUCCCCUACAUGACAAACGCAAAAGAAUUGUUGGAUACAUCGUCCUUUUCCCAGUCCUUCUAA
Blastocystis hominis is the source of this 453-nucleotide messenger RNA. RefSeq lists its product as hypothetical. NCBI's taxonomy places the organism in Eukaryota, Bigyra, Opalinata, Blastocystidae. Gene Ontology annotation, molecular function: metalloendopeptidase activity. Gene Ontology annotation, biological process: CAAX-box protein processing. The transcript has 8 exons. The coding region runs from base 1 to 453 and encodes 150 amino acids. The record is from RefSeq and is a predicted model, not a curated record. Gene Ontology annotation, cellular component: endoplasmic reticulum membrane.